AUGCAAUUCUUGAUAAGGUUAACAAGAGACUCAAAAACCCAUCGAAGAAAUAACUUUAAUAACAAACGACUAUUCCAACCUAUCAUAAGCUUUAGACAUGUCCAACUUAAUGGCCACAAACCCUUUCUAGCCUUUGGUCUUCUUCUUCAUCCAAUGGAAACACUCCAUUGCAACCAAAGUAUUAUCGGUAAUGAGGCGGUCUUGAACAAAGGCACUUUGUUCAUCAUCAACAACCUUUGGAAGAAUAGGUUUGAUUCUGUUCGAUAUAUCCUUGGUAACCACUUUCAUGACCAUGUUACACGUGCUUAUAGGCCUAAAAUCCUUGGGACUUGCUGGAUGUUUACACUUGGGAAUCAAAAUAAUAUGGGUUCCAUUUAUCAAACUUGGGCUUUUGUUGUUAUUUAG
Molecule: messenger RNA, 405 nt
Organism: Vicia faba (fava bean)
Lineage: Eukaryota; Viridiplantae; Streptophyta; Magnoliopsida; Fabales; Fabaceae
Source: the annotation of a GenBank genome assembly